AUCAUAAGUUUGGUAUUUUUCCGUUAGAGACGGUGUAAAAACGCGGUGUCUGAACGAUUCUUCAAAAUCAUUGUAAAAUCCGAAUGGACAGCCGACCAUGAAAUUUUCAAAGUUCGAAUCGAAUCAAAACAAAAAGCAAACACAGGGAUUUUGGUAUUAGUUGGAGUAGCUGUUAUUAGCUAAUAUUUGUUGGACGGAUUCUUCCUUCUUUCCUAAGCGAAGCCCAAUGAAUUGAUACAAACACAGAAUCCUUGCAAUCACAGACCGCAAUUUAAUAAUCAUGGCCAGUUUUCUGCACACCCAUCUGGUUGUAAUCUUGGUUUUUUCCCUCUUUUUAACAUCUGCCGUGGCAAUUGAAAACGAGAACACUGUUAUCGCCUUGCCCAUUUCAGAAAAUGCGAAAAAAACCACGGCGUGCAAUGAAAAAUCCAGUGACUCUGUUACAUGUCCUGUAAGCUGUUUCAGGGCAGAUCCAGUGUGUGGGAUUAAUGGAAUAACUUAUUGGUGUGGUUGCGCGGAGGCUCAGUGUGCGGGCGUUGAGGUGGCCAAGAUUGGAUUCUGCGAAGUGGGCAAUGGAGGAAGCGGUCUGCUCUCUGGACAAGCCCUUUUACUGGUACACAUUGUGUGGCUUAUUCUCUUAGGGUUCAGUGUCCUCAUUGGCCUGCCCUAAAUUGGUUCGGGUCAUUUAUUUUAGGGUUUAGGUAGGAAAUUCUUGGGGAAUUUUCUUUUCGGUUCCUUGUUUUUUUGGAGGUGUCAUCGAUUAUUCAUUACCCAAAUUUAAAGAGUUUUUGUGGUGUUACCUACCCUCUGAUUUGGGCAUAGCACAGAAGUUGCUGAUUAGUUUGUAUUUCCCUUUCAAGGGCCAUUCUUUGAUUUUUGUGAAGAGGAUUCUUUUGGCUUCUAUCUGGACGGUGUUUGGAAUAAAAAAAUUGAUAAUUUCUCCACGAUAUACAGAUUUGUUCCUUUCGAGCUUUGAA
Cryptomeria japonica (Japanese cedar) is the source of this 977-nucleotide messenger RNA. RefSeq lists its product as uncharacterized. The coding region runs from base 281 to 670 and encodes 129 amino acids. Lineage: Eukaryota; Viridiplantae; Streptophyta; Pinopsida; Cupressales; Cupressaceae. The record is from RefSeq and is a predicted model, not a curated record. The transcript has a single exon.